UACACGGCGGGGAUAUGUUGUGGGGCGGCCGCUUGUGGGUAAGAGAUGUAAACUCGGAACAUAUCCCCAAUGCGCAGAUGUAAUCUCUUGUGGACAGGGAUGUGGAAUGUGGGGAGCAGAUCCGAGUCCAUUUUGGAUGUGGGGUUAGAUCAACAUUCAUCACAAUGUCAAUAACAAGUCCACCGUUCAAAAGAUGCACAGCGCCGGUGAUUGAGGUUAACCGUUGAAGUUGGAAUAAAUGCCUGGAAACGUUAUCGAUUGAAGAGAAGAUCAAAGAAAGAGAUCGAGAGAGAUGGAUUUGAGAUGUGUCCACUGUGGAGUUGCAGUAAGAACCCUAUUCGUGCAAUACUCACCUGGAAAUAUUCGAUUAAUGAAAUGCGAAAAUUGCAAGGAAGUCGCAGACGAAUAUAUCGAAUGCGAGACCAUGAUCCUUCUGAUCGAUUUGAUCUUGCACAAGCAAAAAGCUUACCGGCAUUUACUAUAUAACACACUGAACCGACACACCGUCGAUUUUGAGGGCAUAUGGUGGAAAUCCAGUUUUGUUUUUCUUCUCCUAGAUGCAUGCAGGAUUUUGGUUUUACGUAGAAAUGGAGAAUAUUGGGGUUUGUCUAGGAGCUCUUGGACGUCAGCUUGGGUAUGUGGGAAGAUGCUAAUGGAUGUCCUCUUUGAGAACCUUGUGUUUAUCUGUUUUUUAUCUAUUGCAACAAGGAUCUUACUAAAAUCAUUGCCUGAAGUGGCCAGGUACAAAGACAUUUUAUUGGCCAUUGUUGUUUCAAGCUACUUCAAGGUUUUUUUCAUAGCCAUGAUGGUUUGGGAAUUUCCAGCUUCUGUUGUCUUCAUCAUUGAUGGUUUUGUCCUAUCUUCAAAUGUUGUGGCUUUGAAAGAUUUACUUUAAUCCAGUUUUUGCAAUAUUCUUCCCAGAUCUAGUGUUCGCAGAUUUACAUUUAUCCAAUUUUCACAGAUGCACCUAGAUCUAGUUUUCGAAGAUGUACCCUGAUUCCGCAAGGUUUCUGAUACCUAGGAGUGGUCUUUUCUCCAAAUAGUUUUCGUUUUAUCUAUUUUCUUUCAAGGCAAAUGUACCCUUAUCCCGAAGGUUCUUGAUACCUAGGAAAGGUCGCUUUAUCAAGAAUGAAACUGGCCUGAACACAAUGAAACGAUGCUGCAGAAGAACUCUUCUUUUUCACCUUUUCUUGCCAUAAUCCUCUAUCCUCGGCUCACCCCUUUUCAAAGCUUGCCCUUCGUAAAAAUUUGUGUGCUUAUUUUGGUAUUUGUUGUUUUGUAGUUUCCUACCUCACAACAAAGAAGGGCAGCUGUCUGCACCCUAUUUUUGUUUGGUCCGCCACCUGAACUUCCAAUUCACCCUAAACACUCGUUUAGACCCUUCCGAUCUCUCCGAAACACCCCAAAACCCAAAAAACCCAAAUUUCACCCUAAGAGCCCUCAGAUCUACCGUUAAACCUGCCCGAUACCUAUCCAAUGGCCCCAAUCAACCCCCACUCACACCUUAACCAUUAAAUCAGACAUAACCAUCAUAUCCCAAACACCCCCAAACACCUGCCUGUUAAAUUUCAUCCCAAAACACCUUUGCUUACCCCUCCAUCAUACCAAGAUUCCAUUCCGGGGCUCUAGAUUAGCCGGAUCCAGCCCUUUCUAGAUCUGCCUAACCUGGGCCCAAUUGGGCCAAUCUGACCCCACUAAUCAAUCCAGAAUCCCCAAAAACCCCACAUUGCCAAAUUUUAGCAAAAAAUACCCACACUUACCCUUCCAUCUAAAAAGAUUCCAUUUCGACUAAUUUCAUUUGCCCAUGGACACAAAACCCCCUCUAUAGUCAGACCCAUCUCAACCUUCCAUGUGCUGACCCAAAAAUCCCCACUAUUGAACCAGAAACCCGACUCGACCCCAUUAAACCUAGUUUGACCUAUUUUUCAAAAAUUACAAAAAUACCCUCUUAGAUCCAGUUUGAUCCAUUUCCUCAAAAUUACCAAAAUGCCAAAUUACCCAUUGCACCGAAUUCCCGAAUUACCCCUUUUACCAAAUUCCCAAAAUACCCCUUUGACAAAUUCCCAAGUUACCCUUGAGUUCGUGACCUAAUUUCCAAAAUACCCCUUUCAAAAUUACCCUUGCAAACCCUAAAUUUUGGUAGAAACCACCCUUGCCCCCUCCUGUUAAAUAGGGAGCAUCAUUCCCAAAAUGCCAAAUAGGGAGCAUCAUUCUCUUCGAAUAGAUAUCAGAGAGGUCUUAUUCUCUGGCGUUGAGAGCCGAGAGAGAGAGAGAGAGAGAGAGAGAGAGCUCGAAUGAGAGAAGUAACUUAAGAGGGAGUUCGAGAGAGAAGAGAAAGGGGGAAGUCCAAGAGCUGAGAGCUACGAGAGUUGAGAGGGAGUUUGAAUGAGAAGAGAAAAUAGAGAGAGUUGAGAGCCGAGAGCCUCGAGAGAGAGAAAGGCGGAGAGACCGAAUUAAAGGAGGGGCGACACUGUUGAUCGUCUCCUCUCUUCGAACCCAAAA
Nelumbo nucifera (sacred lotus) is the source of this 2502-nucleotide messenger RNA. RefSeq names its product protein ARV 2. NCBI's taxonomy places the organism in Eukaryota, Viridiplantae, Streptophyta, Magnoliopsida, Proteales, Nelumbonaceae. Gene Ontology annotation, cellular component: cortical endoplasmic reticulum; Golgi apparatus. The record is from RefSeq and is a predicted model, not a curated record. Gene Ontology annotation, biological process: sterol metabolic process; sphingolipid metabolic process; regulation of plasma membrane sterol distribution.